Molecule: messenger RNA, 1522 nt
Organism: Marmota flaviventris (yellow-bellied marmot)
Lineage: Eukaryota; Metazoa; Chordata; Mammalia; Rodentia; Sciuridae
Source: RefSeq, a predicted model, not a curated record
GAUUACAAUGUGCUAAGUCCAUCAUAUCCACAAAGGAAGCCUGACGUGAGAGGGAACCAAAUGUUACACUAUAUAGGCCUUAACACAUUUGGAUUUUAUCAUAAUCAUGCCCUUGGAGAGGGCAUUGAUUACCAGGCUAUUUGGAAAGAAAUUCAGAAUGAUGAAGAUUCCCAAACCAAUUCUGUUUGGAGCAAACAUAGCAAUCAAGAGAAAAACAAAGAUUUCAGGAAAGAUAUGGGAUUUCUUGAAGUGAGAGGUGCCUUAAGAGGGACCAUAUGUAGAACCCAGAAAGAAAUGCAAAAUCAUGAUGAAGAUGUUAAUGUUAGUUGUAUUCUAAGUGACCAUCACAAAAAAGAAAAAUUCAGAGAAUCCAGUAAAGAUUUGAAAUUUGUUAAAAUGAAAAACACCUUAGGAAGGCAUACAUAUGGAAAUCAGAAGGAAACUAAGCAAAAAGAUGAAGACAGUCAAAGAAAUUAUACUUUGAAGAAAAAACGCAAAAAAGAAAGUGAUUGCAAGAAAAACAUUGAACAUGACAAAAUUAAAAGUACCUUAAGGAAGCAUAUAUAUUACAGAAAUCAGAAGGAAAUGAAGAAUUCUGGUUUUGCCAAUUAUGCCACAGAAUCAAAAACCAAGGAUAUCAGGACAGAUGUGGAUGUCAUUGAAAUAAAAAAUGCCUUAAGGAAGCACAUAUAUAGAGCUCAGGCUGUCAGAUACAACUGUAUUAGACUAGAAAAACAACCAGUGUACAAUGUAGAGGUUAAAAAUGCUGAAUUUCCUAGAGGUGUAUUGAAUUUAAUUGAAAGUCUCAUAGAAGGUCAGUUUUUUAAAGAAGCAAUUGAGGAACUUUCCUCUUUGCAAGCACAUUAUAUCCCUCCUGUAUGCCUUCUUCACGCUCUUCUAGAGAAUGUUUUACAGGAUAAUAUAGAUACGUUUUCCAGUCGAUACUUUCAUAUAUUGUCAGCUCUUCUUCACUUGCAUCCUCCUUGGAAGUCCCCAGCCAUGUCAAGAUAUUACUUAGAGUUGUUUCAGUGUCCAACUUGUAUGAAAGGAGCUUGGUCUUUAGUAGAAGUGCUUAUCAGGUCUUGUCUUUUCAAUGAAAGUUUUUGUCACCAAAUUUCAGAAAAUAUUGGGUCUAAGGUACUCCACCUAACACUGCUCAAAUUUUUCUUUAAUUUGGUUGAAAGUGAAGUACGGCAUCUGAGUCAAAAGUUGUAUGACUGGCCAGAUUCUCAGAGUCUAAAAAUAACAGGAAAGGCAAUUCUUCUUGAAAUCUUUUGGUCAGGAAGUGAGACCUCUGGGCUUUUGACCAAACCAGUGAAUAUGCUUUUGGAAUGGACUAUAUAUUCUCACAAAGAGAAAUGCAAGUCUAAUGACGUCUUCAAACAUGAACUAGCUUACUUAUUGACUGGAAUUCUUGGAGCAGCAAUAGAUUAUUGGAUUUUCCUUGGUCUUAAGAUGGGUAGAAAUGUGAUGAGACACAUGUCUGAUGACUUAGGAACUUAUAUUUCCCUUUCAUGUGAUG